GGGCAGGCUAGUAAAAAAAAGACUUACCAUUGUCAACAUAGUAAACGAAUGUUGUUGAUAUUCUGUAGCAUAGUAUAAUAUUAGUUAAGCUUCACAUGCCCCCAGAAUAAAAUUUCUAUCAUAAGAUUGUUAUUGUUUAUAAAUCUUAAAUUCAAAAUAUGUUUGAAGAAAAAUCAAAUCCCAUACGAAACUCCUUAACGCUUUUUCAGCAAUUUCUCAUUUUUGACUACAUUUGUCUGUUUAUUAUAAUCUGGCCCCUUGGAUCUCUUUUUUUAUUUUUUAUUUUUUCAAUAUUCGAUAGAUAAGUUUUAAAACCAUGACUCGUUGUAGUGCAUGUAAUAUUGUUUUAACCAGCACUGAUGCGCUCCGGUCCCACUACAAUUCCGAGGCCCACAUCCUCAACGUGGGCCGCCGGGUGGAGGGGCUCCGCCCGCUGUCCCACCAGGAGCUCCGCAGCACGGGUGUCCUCAACAGCCAUAAAGACAGUGCUCUGGACAGUGAGGACGGGCCCCCUCUUUUCUCCUGUACGCUCUGCAAGAAGUCCUUUCACUGCGUUCAGACGCUGCAGGCGCACGUUCGCUCAACCGCGCAUUUGAUGCUCAAGGAGCAGCACAUCCUCGCGCGCGACUCCGAGGCCGCGAGUAUGCUCACCAGCACCUCUCUUGGGAGCGCGGCAAUGGGCCUGCACCGUCGGCAUCACGCCAAACGCGCCGCCCUGCGCCGGCUUGCCCAGGAAGUGGCCGGGAAAGCCAAAUAUCACCCCAAAGUCACGCCGGAAGACCGCGAAAAGGACGUGGAUGAAAGCCGAUGCUUCCUCUGUGGGUAUCUUUCACCGGAUAGUGUUGAGAAUGUGGGGCAUUUGCAGAAGAUUCACAAUUUUUUUAUUCCAAUGCAGCCACACUGCCAGGAUGUGGAUGGGCUUUUGGGGUAUUUAUCACGUAAGGUAAACGGCCUGGUGUGCCUGGUUUGCAAUGAAAAGACGCGAUCCUUCGCGUCGUUAAGCGCCCUACGCGAUCACAUGCGAGAGUCUGAUCACGAGAAAAUUCUUCUAGGGCCUGAAUAUCAGGAAUUUUAUAGCUGUUCACUCGAGGAUCCGAAUUCGGGACCACCCUCAGUAUUAAAUACAGCGCAAUGCGGGCAAAUUGUUUUGGUAAACAACGAAGACAAUCGGGAAGGAGGAAAGAAGAAGAAGCGAAUUUUGCUGAAACGCGAGGCGGAUGUUCCUCAUCCCCGCCCUCGCGAGGCUGCGGAGGAGACCGAGCAGCGGCGGAUGAUUUUAGCAUCCAAACAUGAGGAGAUGGCCCUCGCAAAGAAAGAAUAUCACGAAUUAGCAGCUAUGCAGGAAAGACAAGAUGCUAAGACCCUCAAGCAAUCUGAGGGAGAUUUUAAAAAACACCAACUUAGGGUUAAUCAGCGCAGCAAUAAACUUCAUCCAAAGGGCUACGAUGGGGAAGGGAAGCUGAACUAA
Molecule: messenger RNA, 1468 nt
Organism: Phytomonas sp. Hart1
Lineage: Eukaryota; Euglenozoa; Kinetoplastea; Trypanosomatida; Trypanosomatidae
Source: the annotation of a GenBank genome assembly